Canariomyces notabilis is the source of this 699-nucleotide messenger RNA. RefSeq lists its product as uncharacterized. The transcript has a single exon. The record is from RefSeq and is a predicted model, not a curated record. Lineage: Eukaryota; Fungi; Ascomycota; Sordariomycetes; Sordariales; Chaetomiaceae. The annotation marks the transcript as partial.
AUGGUGCAGCGGUUCAUGACGAUCGUGGCGUACGACGGGCGGUCGUCGCCGAUGGAUUCGGUGUUGCGGUUGCGGGCGUACGGCAAGGCGAUCCGGGCCAACACCAACGCAGACGGGGUGGUGGUGGAUUGGCACGGGGACGAGUUGUUGAUGGGGCACGUGCAGUUCAGCAUGGCGUCGUUGCGGGCGAUGAUCCACGGGUUGUUGCACACGGCGCGGGCACAGUUACGCAAGGCCGUAUUGUUGUUGGACGUGGACGAGGAGGGCGAGCCGGCGGCGGGGGCGACGACAGGGGCGACAGGGGCGACAGGGACGACAGCAGGGGCGACGGCAUGGCCGGUGAUCCGAUGGGACAGGUUGGUGGACAACGCGGCCGAGACGAGGGCGGGGUGGAGUUUCGCCGAGGACCCGCGGAACGAGGAGGCGUUCGGCGGCGUGGACGAGAAGACGUGGUUGGCCGGGCGGGUGGCGGGCGAGGCGCGGUUGCGGGGCGAGUUUUUCAAGGCGAGCGACGGGGUGGCGCGGUGGCAGAUGGGCCGCGUACGAGAGUAUAGCGAGGCGAUCAAGUCGUUCCGGGCGCAGUUGUUGGUGUUGAUGCACGUGAGCGGCGGGCAGCCGGCACGUGGGACCGAGUUGGUGUCGGUGCAGUACAAGAACGGGCCGGACGGGGACGUGCGCGGGUUGUUCGUCGAGGACGGG